Messenger RNA from Vespula vulgaris, 3825 nucleotides. RefSeq names its product cytochrome b5 reductase 4. The transcript has 10 exons. Lineage: Eukaryota; Metazoa; Arthropoda; Insecta; Hymenoptera; Vespidae. Gene Ontology annotation, molecular function: oxidoreductase activity; heme binding. Gene Ontology annotation, cellular component: endoplasmic reticulum. Gene Ontology annotation, biological process: superoxide metabolic process; generation of precursor metabolites and energy. Bases 1032 to 2645 code for a protein of 537 amino acids. The record is from RefSeq and is a predicted model, not a curated record.
GAUCUACCUGUUCCACCGUUGUAUACCUAUGUAGCAGACUGCUUCCUCCACAGUCUUGAACAAUCUUCCACCGUGAGACGAUCUCACCUUUGCCCGUGUUUUCGCUGCGAUAUCGAUUCGUUGCGCUCGUUUUGCUUUUCGUGACAGCUCGCUCGUUUCCUUAUCGUCGAUAUUUACCGCAACUCGUCAUUUAUAUUUCUUCGAUAAAAGCCAUCUCUAUAGAAAAUAUUAGGCACACUUUUGUUUUACGACCUACAAAAGGCGAUCGACCGUAAAUCCUUUUCGAUUAUGUCAAAUAUUUCAACGAUCUUUUCUUCUCUCGAAAGAAACGCACGCAGUGGUGUUGCACACGGUUCGUCGAACGUACGAUUAUCGUAUCUAGGAAAUAUUUUCUUAUCGUCGUCCUAAUUAAUUGAUUCCUCUUUGUUGUCGCGAUACGUCCUAUACGCCAUAUACGCGUAUCUCCGACGCGAUCCUAACGAUAAUCAUUAGACCGUACUAUUAUUAUCCCAUCGAUUACCAGCCGACGUUGAAAUUUCUUACGUUUCUUGGCAAACUUUAAACGAAGCGUUGCGUCACUCGAUUCUAUGCGCGUAAAAUGACUUUUCGAACUUACCCAUUUAUGGGAACUAUCUGCUUAAUAACGUUUGCUAAACAAUAACUGACGUUUCGAAGGAAUAAACCGAUACUGAAACUCGACGUUUCGCAACUGUAUUAUGCUCGAUGAGACCUGGCUUUGUCGGGCUAAAUAAAUAUGUUCUGUUGCAUGUAUGAUUCAAGGUAACAUACGUGGUGACCUGGAAAAAUAAAGUCUUCAUUUUUCAUGCCUCUAAUAUAUUUCCAAAGUACUAGUAAUCGCAAAUAAGUGCGGACUGUUACAGACGAAAAAAAAUCUUGUAAACUUCGUCUUUUUUUUAUCCGUCCCGAAAAAAAAAAUGGAGAUUAAAUCCGUUUCGUUCAUCGAUGCAGUUUGAUCAAUUUCGCGGAGGAAAAAGAUCGAAUGAUCCUGGAAUCAAUCGAUGUGAAACAGAAUGUCACAAUGCUACAGCGUCUCUUUAUUUUCCAACGUUGCGUCAUCCGAGAGUUUUGAAUUGCACAUUCAAGAUGGUAAUCCGAGAAAUAAGACAGCCCUAGCACCGGGUCACAGUGUUAUGGACUGGAUUCGAUUAGGUAAUUCUGGAGUCGACUUAACCGGAGUUGGUGGUAUUCCACGUACUGUCACGUUAACCGAAUUGGCUAAUCAUAAUAAGCAGAACGACGCUUGGAUCGCGAUAAGAGGCAUAGUUUUCAACGUGACCCGUUAUAUGGAUUUUCAUCCUGGCGGAAUCGACGAGCUGAUGAAAGGAGUUGGAAAAGAUGCCACGAAAUUGUUCGAUAACGUUCACGCAUGGGUAAAUUAUCAAAGUCUUCUACAGAAAUGCGUCGUAGGUAGACUGAGUCGUCCCACCGCUUCGAACCUGUCCAAGACGAUUGAAAAAUCUUCCAUUGCGAACGACCUCUUGAAAAGUUGUGCAACGCAAAGAAAAAGCGAAGAGGAAAUCGGUUCUGAUCUUUCGAAAAUCAAGAUGGAUUGGCGACAAACCUCGAACACGAUAACGCUCUUUUAUCAAACGAUAAACGACUAUCAAGGUAUCUACUAUCGUAUAUCAAGGAUAAACGAUACCAAGCUCGUUUUUAAUCUAUCCUUUGAAAAGGAUAUCGUUAUACACGAACUCGAGUUGGCCGGGGAAAUCGAAUGGCCACCUGCGUGGAAUAGAAACUACGAAAGCAUGGAAGUAGACUUUACUUUCAGGAAAAAGGAUAAGACCGUAUGGAAAACUCAAGGUAGUCAUACCUUGUCCAGAGAGCCGAUAACGAACAAGAGGGUUUACAAAGAGUACGAGGUACUAAGUAACACGCCCCUUUGCAAAUCAGUUAACCUGCUGGUCCUACGAGCUAAAGAUUCUUUAGAAUUAAUACCGAGUGGUAGACACCUGGAAGCAAAAAUGAAAAUCGCAGGCGUCGAGAUUUCUAGGUACUACACGCCUGUACCGGCCUGUCUUCAUCCGGAAGACACUGCACCGAAUUACACUUCGGAUUGUAUCUGUCUCAUGAUAAAGCAGUACGAGGACGGUGCUCUUAGUCCAUCCAUAACAGCUUUAAAGGUCAAAGAAAAGGUUACCUUGAGCAACGGACUUGGCGUCUUUGUCGUCGAAUCCUUUGAUCGUUAUUCCGUCGUUCAUAUGCUGGCUGCUGGCACAGGACUAACGGCAAUGUUGGGAAUAAUUCAACGAUCUCUUGCCAGGCGUAACGUGAAAAGUAUCAAUCUCGCCAACUUCAACAAAGACGAAGAUAACAUGUUCUACGUGGAGCAAUUGGAGAGAGCUUGCAAAACAAAUAAAUUGAAAGUCACGCAUAUACUGUCGCAACCGAGCGAUUCCUGGAAAGGUAGACGUGGGACGAUGUCCGACGAACUUUUGAAAGAAUUAAUAGGCGAUUGCUCACCGCACAGUUGCGUCUUCGUUUGCGGUCCUAAAGGAUUCCUAGUUUCUUCGAGAAACUUGAUCGACGAAGAAUGCCGAAGGUCUGCGUUUAAUUAUUUCUCGUACAAAUUCUCUCUGCGAAUAGUUCAACGUUGGGAAAGUUAUAUUAUCCAUCCCAUAUGAAACUAUUGCGCAACUAAUAGAGCUUAUUAACGUGAAUAAGGAAUUUGGUUGACACGCAAAAAGGGGAACGCUUCGUACUAAAGCUGGAAUUAUCGUACGUUUGACGUACUUGUUGAAAAAUUAAACAUAACUCAAUUAUACCGAAGUUUGUCUGCCUUGUUCGAGCUGGUUUAGUACAAAGAAAAAAAAAAAAAAAAGAAAGCAUUAAGCGUCUCUCAUUCGAUCAUUACACGCAUCAUUAAUAUUUGCCAAAAGAAUCGCGAAUGAGAUACGUCAUUCUGUAUGUCGGUACUUAGAUUCGAUAUAUGUAUACGUUUAGAAAAAUAUUCGAUUAUAUUUUCGAGAGAAGAUUAUGUAUAAUCUUCUAAUGAUCUUAUCUCUCGGAUGUCGGUGUUAAGCGAGUUUUAGAGUAAUUACUACUUAUCUUUUACAAAGUCUCUAAGUGCUCUACCAUCGUCGUUGUUAAUGAUACUUCCAUCCAUAUCUGUCCUGUCUUAAGCAUUUAUACUAAGUGGAUAAAAGCGUAGAAUAUUUUUUUCUAUAUCUUAACGAUAAUAUUAAGUUUAACGUAGACGAAUUCUUUGGCUACAUUCCUCUUAUCUAAAAUCUAUCGUAAGUUUUAUCAACGAUAUACCAUCCUUUUCGAAACACCGUUUUAUCAAGCAAUAUUUUUACACUAUGCAAAAAAAAAACCGACUAUGACUUAUAAUAACCUAUAGUUCAAUCUUAGCUGUGAUUAAGACGAAUUACACAAAUGUGAUCGAAAAAAAAGAAAGUCUUCAAUGCGAACAAAUCUGACGACGAAGAGUAUUAUACGGCAUUAACAACGUUAAACGCGAUAUUUUUGGAUAUGUCAAUUGCGAAGUAUGGCAGAAUUUUUAUGGCGGAAAUACUAUUACAUAGUUUUCUGCCAAUUACUUCGAUGGACGUUUCAAUGGACGAUAAUCAACUGUAAAUAACAAAGAAAGAACUAUUGUACGUUAUCGAGAAAAAGAGAACAACCAAAAAAGUUACAUCGCAUCCAACGUUUGACAUUUCUUGAAAAUAUUAACUCGUAAGAACUGUUUGUACUAUAAAUCCACAUAUCGUAUGGUCCAGUUUACGUAUUUUUAUGAGUUUGAUGAUAUUAUAUGUGUAUACGAUUCUUAUAGAAAAUAAAAAUGUACUCAAUGGCCUAAAA